AUGGCACAGGCUCGACUGACGAAAGCACCAUAUAGGCCCUCAGCACAGCACAACACAGCACAAACGUUUAGGUUCCACUUCGGCCAGUCGCUUGGCUUCCGGACUCGAGCUCCACCUCAGCGGGGCAAGGACGUCGGCGAGAGCACAGGACUUGCUUCGCCCUCGCCAAUUGGCUGCUGCUGCUGCUGCUGCUGCCGCUGCCGCUGCUGCUGCUGUCUCUGCCUCGCCUCGCCUCGCCUCGCCUCGCCCCGCCUCUCCCUUCCCGUAUCGUCUCGUUUCGUCUCGUUUCGCCGUAUCGGUACCGUCUUAGGGCGUCCGUGGUCCGUUGUCCGCCGUCCCAAACAGCUCGCUCGGUCUGUCCCCGGGCUAGACGUCUACGACAAGGAGGCUGGAGGCGAGGUUUCGCCUUUGUCGAUCGCCCAGUCCGAGCCGGCCCGGCCUAACCCACACCGGCUUAGCCUGGCUCGGCCCGGUCCGGCAUGGUCUAGCUUGGCCGACGUGGCCGCCUGA
Molecule: messenger RNA, 510 nt
Organism: Protopolystoma xenopodis
Lineage: Eukaryota; Metazoa; Platyhelminthes; Monogenea; Polystomatidea; Polystomatidae
Source: the annotation of a GenBank genome assembly